CCGAACGGUUGCCAGCGCCUCUGUAACAGCGCCAUGUGGCUUUAAAAGAUUGAGCUGCGGACUGAGCCUGUUUUCCUUGGCGCUACUACCUUUACGUAGCUCCGCCGCCACCAUCACCAUCCUCACUAUCAUCACCACCACCACCACGGAGGAGAGACAGCCCACCCUGGCCCACACUAGCAUCCUACAGCAUGGAGGCAGCCGUGUCACUCGGGAGCUGGAGGUCUGCCCCGCAGAGCCGCUCCGCGCUCCUCAGCCUGGCCGUCGUGCUGCUCCAGGCGGCGCGGAUGAGCGCGGAGGACGGAGGCGGCGGCGGCGGUAUGGAGGAGCUGGCGACCGAGAAGGAGGCUGAGGAGAGUCACCGCCAGGACAGCGUCAAUUUACUGACGUUUAUUCUGCUCCUGACGCUCACCAUUCUAACUAUAUGGCUCUUCAAGCACAGGAGGGUCCGUUUCCUUCACGAAACCGGCCUGGCCAUGAUCUACGGUUUGUUGGUGGGUGUGAUCCUGCGAUAUGGCAUUCCUUCCACCAGUUACCACAAUAAAACCCCCCCCAGCUGCUCUCUGAAGGAGGGCCCUGUCAGCACUCUGCUGCUCAACGUCAGCGGCAAGUUUUUCGAGUACACGCUGAAGGGUGAAAUCAACUCCCACGAGAUUCACAAUGUGGAGCAGAACGACAUGCUUCGCAAGGUCACGUUUGACCCAGAAGUGUUCUUCAACAUCCUGCUACCUCCUAUUAUUUUCCAUGCUGGAUACAGCCUUAAAAAGAGACACUUUUUCAGGAACAUGGGAUCCAUCAUAACAUAUGCGUUCCUGGGCACAGCCAUCUCCUGCUUCGUCAUUGGAAAUCUGAUGUAUGGAGUGGUGAAGCUGAUGCAGGUGGUAGGUCAGCUCACUGACAAGUUCUACUACACAGACUGCCUCUUUUUUGGAGCCAUUAUUUCAGCCACAGAUCCAGUCACUGUACUGGCGAUCUUCAAUGAGCUCCAUGCUGAUGUGGAUCUUUAUGCGCUGCUGUUUGGAGAGAGUGUGAUGAACGAUGCUGUGGCCAUUGUCCUCUCAUCGUCUAUCGUGGCCUAUCAGCCCAGUGGAGCAAACACGCACACUUUCGAUGCCUCAGCCUUCUUUAAAUCAGUGGGCAUUUUCCUGGGGAUCUUCAGUGGUUCUUUUGCCAUGGGCGCGGUCACUGGAGUCGUCACUGCCCUCGUCACCAAGUUCACCAAGCUGCACUGUUUCCCUCUACUGGAGACUGCACUCUUCUUCCUGAUGUCCUGGAGCACCUUUCUGCUGGCAGAGGCCUGUGGAUUCACAGGUGUUGUAGCAGUGCUAUUCUGUGGGAUCACACAGGCUCACUACACCUACAACAAUCUCUCAGAGGAGUCUACCAAACGCACCAAACAGCUCUUUGAAGUGCUGCAUUUCCUGGCAGAGAACUUCAUCUUCUCCUACAUGGGUCUGGCUCUCUUCACUUUCCAGAACCAUGUCUUCAGUCCCAUCUUCAUUGUGGGAGCAUUUGUUGCUAUCUUUAUUGGCCGUGCGUCCAACAUCUAUCCUUUGUCCUUCCUGCUGAACCUUGGCCGCAGGCAUAAAAUCGGCGGGAACUUCCAGCACAUGAUGAUGUUUGCAGGACUGCGUGGAGCGAUGGCGUUCGCACUUGCGAUCCGGGACACAGCAACCUAUGCGCGACAGAUGAUGUUCACCACCACGCUGCUCAUUGUGUUCUUCACCGUAUGGGUCUUUGGUGGUGGCACUACACCCAUGCUGUCAUGGCUGCAUAUCAGGGUUGGCCAAGCUUCUGCUGCUGAGAAGGAGCGACUGGUGAAGCUGUUGCAUUACGUCAGAGUUGGAGUAGACCCAGAUCAGGACCUUCACCCAUGUGGGGACAGCUUCCAGGUCCUACAAGGAGAUGGAAGUCAACAGGAGGGCCAGAGCAAGACCAAGCAGGAGAGUGCCUGGCUCUUCAGACUGUGGUACACUUUUGACCACAAUUAUCUGAAGCCCAUCCUGACUCACAGCGGACCUCCGCUCACCACCACCUUACCAGCCUGCUGUGGCCCUCUGGCCCACUGCCUCACAAGCCCUCAGGCCUACGAGAACAGUGAGCAGCUGAGAGACACCGACUCGGACCUCAUCCUGACGGACGCUGACCUGGCGCUGACCUACGGCGACACGGCCAUCACGGCCAACGGCGCCUCGUCCGCCUCGGGCUCCAGGGGCCUGAACGGCAAGCGCAACGGAAGCACGUCAGAGGAGGCACUGGAGCGAGAGCUGGACACGCGAGAGCAGGAGCUGCUAAGUCGGGGAACGAGGCUUGUUUUCCCCAUAGAGGACCAUGCCUGACCACUAUCUAUCUGACCACACUCGCUCCAUCACUUUCUCCCUCUCUCUUAUUCUCUCCCUCUCUCUCUCUCUCUCUCUCUGUCUUUCUCUCUCCCAGCCACACUCUGACUGUGCCCUCCACCCCUCCUGAUGCUUCACUCCAUCUGACCAGGCCCCUUUCCAAAGACAUUAAUUAACACAAGGGGUGAAGAAAUGUACGGAAACUUACGAAGAAACUGUAAAGACUGAAGGAUGAGAAAAAGAUGGAGAGAUGUGGAUGGGUGAAAUGGGUUUUGAGAGGGUUUGAGAGUCUGACGAAGAGAAGAAUAUCGCUCGUUUACUGGACUUGGCAUACAGGAAAAAAAAAAAGAAACUGGGUCUGGGCCACUUAUAGUGACCCAGGCACACUGAUAUGAUACGAAUGGCCAUAAUUAUAUACUGUGAUGAUCUUCUGUUCCACUGUUUCUUUUUACUUGUGAUGAGGGAAUAGGAACCCCCCUCCUCCUUUGUGGGAAAUAUGUGCAGCAGUGUGUUGAGGAGCAGCUGUGGGCAUUCGUAAUGUGGUUUAUAUAUAUCGGUAUGCGUGUGGUUGGGUGCAGAUGUUUGAGAAAACCAGCCGCAGCAGCAGCAGAAGAAGCAGCUGCUUCUAGCAUGUCAAUCAUCUUCAUUUUAUUCCAUCCAACCUCAAUUUUCAAUUGCAAAUGCUGUUUAAAACUUGAACGUAGCAUACAGGUAGAAGUAAGUCUGCCUGACGAAACAAAUGUGUGUAUGUCAUUUUCAUGCUGUUUGCUCAUUUCCAUAUGCACUCUUUUAUCUCGUCAACCAACCAUCACUCCAAGGAAAGCCAUAGAACAUCUGGCAAGCUUCUCUAGAUCAGCUCUACAGUCAUGUAGUGUCUAUAAUGCGCUAUUUGCGUGUAAUUGAGUGGUGAUUUUUACUCAUUUUUACUAUUCGUAUUCUUAAACAUCCAUGCAUACACAUACUGCUCUUCACUGUUCCAUUAUACACAAUGAAUGACAAGAUACAAUCUGUGAAAUUUGUUUAACAUCCUCCUUUUUUUUUUGCCACUUUGCAUAAUGUGUUCCAGCUAAUGUACACUACACCAUCUGUAGUUUGCAUAAGCCGAAGGCAUCAUCUCUCUUGGUUGUGGUCAUCCAGCUCCCGCAGUAGGUUUUGAAUGCCAUUGUCUGUUCAUGUACAUGAACAUGAAUCGACACAACUCUAGCGUCCAGCUGUGUUUACGCGUGACACGCUGUGACUUCAGCACUUUAGCAGCUGGUUGGACGUCACCCAAGUGUCCCCCCACCCCCACCCCACGAUUGCUUUCUCCACAACAGUGGCUCUGUUGUCACAGGCUCACAUGACACAGCCUGUGAGAGAUGACUUGGAAAGAGUUUACUAACUUUUUUUUUUAUUAUUAUUAUUCGACAUCCAUUGUAAAUAUAACAAAUGUCACACGCAGCUCGUCACUCCAUUGUUCUGCUCAGCAGGCUUAGCCAUCUGGAAAGCUUCUGCACACAGCUAAACACAGCUGUACACAGCAGCAGAAGCCUGCAUGUGCACUUUUUCUCACUUUUUCUCAGUCUAGUCUGGAACUGGGGGUCUGAGCUGCAUAAACCAGUGUGCUGGUGCUUAUCGUAGCUGCUUUGCCUCGCAAAUUCUGAAACUGGACAGCUGGAACUGGACUAACGCCAGUGCAGACGUUAAAAAAAAUGAAAUGCUCUGGAGUGUCGGUUCAUGUCCUAAGUGAUUUUUGCAUUUUCUAUAUCAGCAACACAAUACGAAUGCCACAUUUAGAAGCAAAGCAGCUGGCUCAAAACUGAGUAAAGGCUGCAGUUGUUCAGCAGAAAUGUGGAACAAAAGCGUAGAAAACUGACUAAAUAGAUUUGUGGGCGGCGCAUGUGGUAUUUGUCUGAAUGUAGUUUGUCGGGGGUUCAAGCCGCUCUGUUACACCUCCUGUACACCCACAAAAGCUCCCACCAUUCCUGCAGUGUUUUGUUCUGACAGUAUCUGGAAUAACAGGCUUCGAACGCAAAGCAAGAUUAGUCAGUUGUAGAGGCGUGUGCUUUGAUGACUAAUCUAAACGAUUAAUGUUAUUAAUAUAAAUGGCUGCUUUAAAAAAAAAAAAAAAAAAAAAAGAGCUUCUGGAACAAUCCACAUUUCACAUCUCUCAUAUAGCUUUAAUGCUAGAACCACCAAACAUGGCAUUAACUCUAACUCUCAUGGUUUUCCCCAGUUAAGCUUGAUUACCUAUUAUAAUUAACUAUUUACUAAUAUGGGGUUUAUAUAUCAAAUGUUUAUUGUCUUAUGAAUUAUACAGUAUUAUUGGGGCAGUUUCCCAGUCCGGGAUUAAGCCACACAACAUUUUGAAUGCAGAUUUUCCAUUGAAAUUAAAAUAUAGUCUACGAUUAGGUUUAAUCUCUGUCUAAGAACUUCAACAUUGAGUUUAGAAAAUCCACAAAUUGCUUAAUAAGGUUCAAAACAUAUUUUAACAGUUCCUUUUGUAAAAUAGGAGUGGGAAUGUCAGGCUUCUUCAAAAAAGAUUUUCUCAACUGCGGACUGGGCCUUUUUUUUUUUUCUUUUCUUAUUUUAUCGAAGGACUAUCACAGACCUGAGAGCAAACUGUGAAAUCAACCAUGUGUUGUUUGAGAUCUGCUGGGAAGCAUUUUUCAGUUGCUGUAUGAGCAAACAUAUUUAUAAAGAUUUAAACAAACAAAAAAACUCCUAGUGCCAGGUUUUGCAUCUUUCAUUAGAAUCCCAGUCCUGGCCUGGCUAUUAUGAAGGUUGGAAGGUUGUCGAUUGUUGAUAAUCGCACUUUUUGUUAUAGGUGAUUUAGCUAGUAAUGUUCCUGGGGCGUGAUAAGUCAGCCCCAAUCUGAAGAACGUGUUCCAGUGUGGUUCUGCACCAACUGUGGUUAAAGAGACUUUUUGGAGGUGUUCUAACUGGUUUCCACACGAUACCAUGAUAUGAUGAAUUUGUACAUAAGUGUAGGUCAUGCUCAUGCUCUCCUGUAGCCAUCAUCUCUCACCUGCUAUGUUCUGCAUGUUACAAAAAAAGAAGAAGUCAAUCAGCAGGAUGCCAUUUUCUCUGUGAAAUACAUAUAAAUAUAUAUACCAAGAUGUCCUGUAUUGCUCUGACGGCAUCCCUAUGACUAUUCUAGAAUUAAAAAUGCACUCAGCCUGUCCGACAAUAUGUGACAAAACUGUGGUAUGCAUUGUAGUAUAUUUGUGCGUUCCCCCCAAAAAAUUGAUGUAUUGAACUGGUUUACAGUAGCAAUAUUAUACAAAAUGAGGGAUUUGCUUUAUUUUAUGUUAUCAAAUAAAAACAGUGACGGUGUUUACUACAAAACUA
Molecule: messenger RNA, 5669 nt
Organism: Astyanax mexicanus (Mexican tetra)
Lineage: Eukaryota; Metazoa; Chordata; Actinopteri; Characiformes; Acestrorhamphidae
Gene: slc9a7
Product: solute carrier family 9 member 7
Exons: 17
Coding region: 192-2339 (715 amino acids)
Biological process (GO): sodium ion transport; regulation of pH; proton transmembrane transport
Cellular component (GO): membrane; recycling endosome
Molecular function (GO): sodium:proton antiporter activity
Source: RefSeq, a predicted model, not a curated record